GCCAAUAUUUGUUUAUAUAGCGGGCAACACCGCUGUCUCGCUGUCCUACUUCGGGGCAGUUCGAGUACAGACAGAGUAAUGCCGUCGUUGCCGCGAGGAUUCAGCUUGCUAUCAUCUCUCAAGAUCAAGUUGGCCGGCCUAGUCCCACGCGUCAGCUGGGAUGAACAAAGCAAUUUCAUUGGUAAUGUGAUGAGCUGCACCUUGUCUAAACAUCGUCGCUCUGGUCAAUCAAGCCUUUAUUUGCAAUCAACGACACGGCAUCAGAGCAAGCAUCAAAGUUGUCACUACCUCCUGUGCCCUGCUUGGUUUUGUUUUGUAGCCUGUCAGCUGCGGAGGGCCGCUCACUUUCAGAGCGGUGGUAGUGUCAGAGAGCAACGUGGUCUGCAGCUCGCGAACCACAGACCCAGCGUGUCUUUCGCCGAAACGAUCACAGCUUUGGCAGUAGCCGGCACGACUACGGCCUCGAUAUCGACCAGGUUCAAGGUCGUUGUGCGGCCACGGCCAAACAAGGCAUUGCGUCACGGUCCUCACUACCGUAUCCAUAUAGAGCGGCACUGUCGUCUCAGUCUGCAAAUAUACGCUGGGUCUUAGCAGCGUUUGAGAAAUCUCCUCUAUAUCCAUCGAAUUGAUAGAAUAGGCAGUACUGGUCGCAAAAAUGAA
Molecule: messenger RNA, 660 nt
Organism: Protomyces lactucae-debilis
Lineage: Eukaryota; Fungi; Ascomycota; Taphrinomycetes; Taphrinales; Protomycetaceae
Exons: 1
Coding region: 79-591 (170 amino acids)
Source: RefSeq, a predicted model, not a curated record